GAAAAAAAAGGAAUGUUUGGACAAUCCUGCGACCAGCCUGUAACAAUGACCUGAAAAACCAACGAAGAGAAGAAUACAUUGACAGAAUAUUCUCCUUGUCACGCAAACCCUCUAUACUAUUUAUUUCCUUUAAAGUUUCUUUUGCCCUUUCUCGACGCCUUUUACAUCUGCCAACGCAAGGAUUCUCUUCUGGAUUGGAAUCCUCAAGAUCUUUCAGCAGUACAGAUUAAGUUUGAGAUGAUAUGACGAAACAAGAGCAGCACAUUGCGAUAUUUACCACAGCUAGUCUUCCAUGGCUGACGGGAACUGCUGUGAAUCCUCUGUUCCGUGCUGCCUACCUUGCAAAAGACGGGGAAAGGCGGGUCACUUUGGUGAUUCCUUGGCUGACUGUGAAACACCAACUGCUUGUCUACCCUAACAGCAUCACCUUUAGUUCCCCAUCAGACCAUGAAGCUUAUGUUCGUCGGUGGCUUGAAGAAAGAGUCUCGUUUCCUUUAGGCUUUGAGAUACGUUUCUAUCCAGGAAAGUUUGCCACAGACAAAAGAAGUAUUCUUCCUGUCGGGGAUAUAUCGGAUACCAUCCCUGAUGAAGAGGCAGACAUAGCUGUCCUUGAGGAGCCUGAGCAUCUCACAUGGUUUCAUCAUGGCAAAAAAUGGAAAACUAAGUUCAACUACGUCAUAGGGAUCGUACACACAAACUACUUGGAAUACGUAAAGAGAGAGAAACAGGGCCGUCUUAAAGCUUUUCUCCUCAAGUAUUUAAACAGUUGGGUUGUUGGCAUUUACUGCCACAAGGUAAUCAGAUUAUCUGCUGCGACUCAAGAAUACCCCAAAUCUAUAGUCUGCAACGUUCAUGGUGUCAACCCUAAAUUUCUCGAGAUUGGUUUGACAAAACUAGAACAGCAGAAGCUCCAGGAGCAGGCCUUCACUAAAGGCGCAUACUACAUUGGUAAGAUGGUCUGGAGCAAAGGGUACAAGGAGCUUCUAAAACUACUUAAGAAACACCAAACUGAACUCAGUGAGUUAGAGGUUGAUUUAUACGGUAGCGGAGAGGACUCUGAAGAGAUCAAAGAAGCAGCCCAAAAACUCGACCUCAAGGUUAAUGUUUACCCAGGACGUGAUCACGCCGACUCAGUAUUUCAUAACUAUAAAGUUUUCCUCAACCCCAGCACGACAGAUGUGGUCUGCACAACUACUGCAGAGGCCUUGGCGAUGGGAAAAAAUGUAGUAUGCGCAGAUCACACAUCAAACGAGUUCUUUAAACAGUUCCCAAACUGCAGAGUGUAUGAGGAUGGGAAUGGUUUUGUUAGAGCCACACUCAAGGCUCUUGGGGAACAACCAUCACAAUUAACAGAGCAACAGAGACAUGAACUAUCGUGGGAAGCUGCUACGCAACGGUUUAUAAAAGUCUCGGAUCUUAACCGGUUAUCAAGAGCUGAUUCCAACUUAUCAAAGAGAAGUGCGUUUGCGUCGUCUUCUAUAAGUGUGGGGAAAAACUUGGAGGACAUGUCUGCGUAUAUUCAUUUCCUGGCGUCUGGAUAUGAAGCUUCAAGAACAGCUUUUGGUGCGAUCCCUGGAAGCUUGCAGCCCGAUGAAGAGUUGUGCAGAGAUCUUGGCUUGUCUCUCAAGACUCCUUCCCGGAAUAGUCUUAAGGAAGAUUGAUCCGUUGACUGUUGAAUCAUUAUUUGUGUGUGUUUUUUUUUUCUUUAUUUUUUCUCUGUAUAAUUAAUGUAAUCAUUCUAUAGCUUGUUGUAAUAUUGAUGGUUUACAUUAUUAACAUGAAGAUUAGGUUACAUGUAUCGGUUUGCUCUGAUUUUGUUUU
Messenger RNA from Eutrema salsugineum, 1821 nucleotides. Its product is annotated as digalactosyldiacylglycerol synthase 2, chloroplastic. The record is from RefSeq and is a predicted model, not a curated record. Gene Ontology annotation, cellular component: chloroplast outer membrane. Gene Ontology annotation, molecular function: digalactosyldiacylglycerol synthase activity. Lineage: Eukaryota; Viridiplantae; Streptophyta; Magnoliopsida; Brassicales; Brassicaceae. The transcript has 5 exons. Bases 243 to 1661 code for a protein of 472 amino acids. Gene Ontology annotation, biological process: galactolipid biosynthetic process.